Hipposideros armiger (great roundleaf bat) is the source of this 1003-nucleotide messenger RNA. RefSeq names its product derlin 3 (gene DERL3). The transcript has 7 exons. Lineage: Eukaryota; Metazoa; Chordata; Mammalia; Chiroptera; Hipposideridae. The record is from RefSeq and is a predicted model, not a curated record. Bases 182 to 892 code for a protein of 236 amino acids.
ACGUUUCCGUCCAGCCCCGGCUUCCCGCUUCUUCUCCCUAGUGGUUACUUGGACCAAGGCCCCGCCCCUGAGCCUGCGCUCCCUGCAUCUCCGACGCGGAUUGGCCGAAGGUGGAAAGGCGGCGCUUGGAAGCGCGUUAAAGAGCGCAGGAGUUUCGGCCACGCGUGCCUGGGAAGGAUCAAUGGCGUGGCAGGGGCUGACGGCCGAGUUCCUGCAGGUGCCAGUGGUGACGCGGGCUUACACUGCGGCCUGCGUCCUCACCACCGCUGCUGUGCUGGAGCUCCUAAGCCCCUUCCAGCUCUACUUCAACCCGCACCUCGUAUUCCGGAAGUUGCAGGUCUGGAGGCUCGUCACCAACUUCCUCUUCUUCGGACCCCUGGGAUUCAGCUUCUUCUUCAACAUGCUCUUCGUGUUCCGCUACUGCCGCAUGCUAGAGGAGGGCUCCUUCCGCGGCCGCACGGCGGACUUUGUCUUCAUGUUUCUCUUUGGGGGCAUCCUUAUGACUCUGCUGGGGUUCCUGGGCAGCCUGUUCUUCCUGGGCCAGGCCCUCACAGCCAUGCUGGUGUACGUAUGGAGCCGCCGCAGCCCUCAGAUGAGGGUCAACUUCUUCGGCCUCCUCACCUUCCAGGCGCCAUUCCUGCCCUGGGCACUCAUGGGCUUCUCAAUGCUGCUGGGCAACUCGAUCCUUGUGGACCUGCUGGGGAUUGCUGUUGGCCACAUCUACUACUUCCUGGAGGAUGUCUUUCCCAACCAGCCUGGAGGCAAGAGGCUACUGCUGACCCCCAGCUUCCUCUGCUACUGGAUGCCCCAGAAGAGGACACCAAUUACCUGCCCCUCCCUGAGGAGCAGCCAGGACCCCUGCAGCAGUGACCCCAUCCAAGGCCAGGGCUAGCUCCAGGGGUCUGUUUCCAUCCCAUUCCUAAUCCCUGCUUGCAGCAGAGCAACCUGUCCUGGAGGCUGGGCCCAUGCCCAGGGCCCACCUGAAUAAAUCGAAUGACUUGCA